Messenger RNA from Pelagomonas calceolata, 2310 nucleotides. NCBI's taxonomy places the organism in Eukaryota, Pelagophyceae, Pelagomonadales, Pelagomonadaceae. The record is from the annotation of a GenBank genome assembly.
AGGAGACGAAGUUGGCCCAAAACGACCGAUAACUGCGCCCAAAUUGGUUACUCUGCGUCGCGGCUGACACAGCCCUUCAUACCCGUAUUGUCCAAGCCAGGUCGCUACGGUCGCGCCGGUCGGGCAAGUGCUAGCCGAUUGCUGCUCAAGUGCUGCUCGUCCUGGCCAAUCCUCAAGCGCUGUCAGCCUCUAACGACUAGCGAUGGAGGCCACGGGCAGCAGCCGCAGAAGGUCUCGCGCGGCGCCGAAGCCCGCGCCGCCGCCCGACGAUCCGCCGAAAUGGCUGAAGAGGAACGGUACCGACUUUCCCGGGCUUGUUGUGGCCCACGUCAUCCGAUUACUAGAAGAGAUGGAGGGCAAGACACAACAAACACCACGGAGAACUAGAGCCAAGUCGUAUCUAGAGAUACUAAAAAACGAGGAUCCCGCCGCGCGGAGCUGCGACAACUUAUCAAAAACACAAAUAGUUAAAAAGCUGGAGGACUGCGUCGAGGCCUUUUGGGAGACCUACGACGACGCCAUGGACAAAUUUCAAGCGCAAGAUCAAGUCGCGCCGCCGAAACCCAAGGACCCGCCGCAAGGGCUGCUGCGGCAGGGCAACACCUUCGCCAGUCUUGGGCAAAGAGCCUUCCAGACUUUAUUAGCAAACGAGGCCAACAAACAGAAAACGGCCGCGUCGUAUUCACAGACGCUCAAGAGCUCGGACCCCGACGCGCGCAGCAGCGACGGUCUAUCAAAAACAGAAAUAGAAAAAAAGCUGACGAACUGCGUCAAAGCCUACUGGAAGACCUACGACGACGCCAUGGACAAAUUUCAAGCGCAAGAUCAAGUCGCGGCGCCGAAGCCCGCGGCGCCGAAGCCCGCGGCGCCGAAGCCGGCGGAGCCGCCCGACUGGCUGGAGCGCGAGGGCACCGACUUUCCCGGGCUUGAGAAGCAGCAGGUCAUCCGUUUACUAGAAGAGAUUGAGGGCACGACACAACAAAAGCCACGGAGAAACAGAGCCGAGUCGUAUCUAGAGAUACUCAAAAACGAGGAUCCCGCCGCGCGGAGCUGCGAUGGCUUCUCAAAAACGCAAAUAGUUAAAAAGCUGAACGACUGCGUCGAGGCCUUCUGGGAGACCUACGACGACGCCAUGGACAAAUUUCAGGCGCCAGAUGUCGAAGAGCGGCGGUUGAUCGGUACGCCUUCGAACACGCGCGACGACGAGGAAGCGGCGACCGAUCUGCUCGCGCGGCUGCAGCAGCGCCUGGCCGACUCCGAAUGUGCCAUAGACGGGGACGACCGUUUUGCUAGGGUACGCGAGAAAUCGGCCCAGCAACUUCUGUCAGUUGCUAGGGUACGCGAGAAAUCGGCCCAGCAACUUCUGUCAGAGUUAUGUUCAUCAUCAGAUCGCGUCGACCGCCUACUAGAGGGUGGUAGACUUGCGUCGACCGGAAGAGAAGAUAAAGAAAGGGGAGAGGUCUUGGCGCUUGUCGCUCCUUUUGGAAAUAGCCUGUACUCAAGGUGGAACCUGGAUUUCAAGGAGCACCACGGGGUCGAUCCUACAGCAGAUGAUGUCAAGGCGUGGCUCGAAGGCAAGGUCGAGGCGCUGGACUACGUCGACGCGGCGACGCGCGGGACGUGGAGCAAGGCCAUCGACGAGGUGAAGGUGGCGACGACGAAACUAGCGACGCCGACCCCUGAGAACCCUAUGGUGGGCCGGGGAGGUGACUGCGACGGCUGCCAGAAUAUCCUCGCUGCGUUGGGGCGCGGCCGAACGUGCAUCCCCGAGCACGCUUCUAGAGCUAGGUUCGCGUGCACGUGCACGAAUCGCCCUAUUCCUGAGAGUGUGGCGCUCGAGCCUGAACAAGUGUUGCUGCGCGCGUCCGACGCGGCGACCGAUAAGCUAAAGGAACUCGCCGUGGAACAUCUGCAAGCGCUGAAGCACGACAGUAAAUUGGAGGAGUAUCUGCGAGCGCGGGCGGUAUUUGUAGUCGCGCAAGAGAGGAUGAGGAGUUCUUGGAAAGGCCGUCGUGGACAUGAACUACACCCAAAUCAAAAUGCCGAGAAUGCGGCUCGUGGACACGCUGCAGUUAGGAGGGCCGCGCUCGGUCGCGAGAGGUAUUCCCUGGCCGAGCGGAACCUCGACCCCUUCAGCCGCCGCUGUCGCGUCGUGACGCGGAAGCUGAAGAGCACGGUCCGGAUCCGGGACUACACGCGGUUCGUCGACGAGACGGACUACACUCGGCUCAAAGAUAAGACCGACUGACAACGCUCUGCGGGGCGGGCCAGCCGCUCUCUAGUAGGCUUGUUAUAAGUUCUUGUUACUGU